AUUGGCAACAGUGUUCACCCAGCAUAACCUUAAAAUAUUGGCAUCUUUUACUAUUGUAUACUAUACAGUUGUUUAUUUACUAAUAUUAUAAAAACAAUAAUAUUGGUGCAAAAUGUGGGAAAAUAGUGAUUUCGAGCAAACUCAUGAAACGAACGGUUUUUUGAAUAAUUCACAAACCGCUGUUGAAAAUCAUGCCCAAACUAAAAAAGAGAAAAGACUGCAAAGUGUUGUGCCCGUUGUUGUAGGACAAUUAAUAAAUCACCCCAAUGAUGAUUUUACACUGUUCGGGUUACCAGCACAAAUAUUAAAUAUAGUUGGUAUUUUAAGAAAUAUUGAUGUGCAAUCAACAAAAGCCACAUAUACAGUUGAGGAUCACACAGGUGGAAUAAAAUGUGUUUUUUGGCUUGAAAAUGAUGACAACGCGACCCCCAAUUUACCAAACGUUAAAGUUGGAGGUUAUGUGCAGUGUUUUGGUAUACUGCGUAACCAAAACGGUGAAAAAAAUCUUAUGGUUCUACAGAUGUAUUCUGUUGAGGAUUGUAAUGUUGUGACUACGCAUUUAUUAAGUGCUAUUAAAGCUAGGUUGGAGGCUGAGGAUAUGUCAAAGAAUGUGGGAAGUAAAUAUAAAGUUAACAAUCCUGGUGCUGCAUUGGCUAAUUCCAUGUCUUUUAUGGAUCAAAGUACUUCAGAUGUUACUUUUACACAUGUACAGCAAAAAAUUCAGACUUUGUUGAAAAUUGAUAAAAGUAUCAUUGGUAUGACAAGAAGGGAAAUUUUGGCACAUUUUCCUGUAAAUCAACAUAAAGAAUUUAGUGAAGCCAUGGAUUAUUUAAUGAACGAAGGAUACAUUUUUUCAACCAUCGAUGACGACCAUUUUAAGGCUACACCAGAUUAAUAAAUUAAUUAAAAUAUCAUAAUUUACUCAUAUAUACUUAAAUGUUUUGUGUUAGGUUAAUUUAAACGACGAUAUGUGUAAUAUUUAGUUUUUGUAAGUAAAUAACAGACGUAUAUCAUUUAUAAAAUUUUAUUAAAUAUUGUUAAUAUAAUAAAUAAGAUAUACAAAAAUUUGACUUUCACUUGAAAAAAUUUAUAUAGCUGCGUAAUAAAUAAAUAUAUCUUAAAAAUAAUCCAUUAUGAUCCCGACUUAUAUAACAUUAAAAUUUCAACAAUCUUAUAACAUACAACAAAAUUAUUGGUAAAAAAAAUUAUUACAAACCAGCAGUAAAAAAGCACUGGGAAUGUAUUUUUCACUUAAAUAUUUGGUUAAUAUGGUAGAAAUAAUGAACAUAAUUUUCAAGUACAUUUUCGAUACACCCUGUAGAAGAUUUUAUAAAAUUUGGUAUAUCCAACGAUUAAUAUUUAUUACUAUUAUAAUUAUUGCAUGACAAAAGUAAAAGGUAACAGCAACAUUUAAAAAUCAUUUCACAAUUCAGUCUUGACGCAUUCACACUGUAUAAUAUUAUUGAAAAUAUACAGGGUGCAAUAAUUCACUUGUAAAUAAAUAAUAGACAGCAUCAAAUUUAAUAACGUAAAACAUAGCAUAAUAUAAAAAACCUACAAUUAAUAAAAAUGUUACACUGUGUAUAGUAUGAAUUUAUUAUUAUUAUUAUUAGCAUUAGAUAGAGAGUUUUGUAUAAAUAAAAAAUAGACGUAAUGUUUCCCUAGUAAAACAAUAAAACGAUUGCGUAGCGAAUUUCAGCUGGAUUCAGGCACGAAAAUUUCAAUGUUUUGGGUGUGGUUCUGGUUUUGAGAUUUCAUCGCUUUCCUUCGCUCCUCGAUCAUUUUCUUUCGCUCGGCUUCGCGCUGCUUUCGGGCCUCUUCGUUCACGCUAGGAGCCUGUCGGACUCGGAUCGGCCCUUUGCGCGCACUUUUGCCGCUACUGGAACCGUUCAUUGGAGACUUUGUAGGUUUGACCU
This is a messenger RNA of Brassicogethes aeneus, 1916 nucleotides long. The record is from the annotation of a GenBank genome assembly. NCBI's taxonomy places the organism in Eukaryota, Metazoa, Arthropoda, Insecta, Coleoptera, Nitidulidae.